AUGGACAGGAGUUGGAUGUCUAUUAAGAACUACCUAGACCCCAAGUAUUUAGAUGGAGUUGAUGAAUUUAUUAAGUUUGCUUUUCUAGGCAAGGAUCCUAAUUGUAAACUGCCAUGUCCUUGCAAAGUAUGCAAUAAUUUUGAGGAUCAAACUAAGGAAGUCAUGGCCAAUCACUUGUGUCGAGGAAUUGUUGAUAGUUAUACUAGGUGGAUAUAUCAUGGCGAAGGGUUUGAAUCUGAUGAUGAGGAUGAUGACAUAGAAAUAAAUGACAACGAUAGUGACUUUGACAGUAUGGAGGAGCUGUUAAAUGAUGUAGGAGUUGCUAACUUUGGUGAGAGUUGGAGACAUUCACCGGAACUUGAUACGGGUGCUUGUACCGAGAAAGAAGGAGAAGCAAGUAGGUUUCUAAGAUUAUUAUCGGAGGCUGAAAAAUCUCUAUACCCAGGCUGUGAAAAGUAUUCAAAACUCUCGUUUAUUGUCCAUAUCCUCCACUUGAAAACAAUGAAUCGGUGGACUUGUAAAUCUACUGAUAUGUUGCUGAAGUUCUUGCAUCAAGUAUUUCCUACAGCUUUGAUUCCCAGUUCAUAUUACGAGGCAAAAAAUUUCAUCCGUGAGUUGGGGCUGAAGUGUGAAAAGAUCCACGCCUGUGAAAAUGAUUGCGCACUCUUUUGGAAUGAAAAUAAAGGCCUUGAUCAUUGUCCAAAUGAAAAAUGUAAAGCACCGCGGUAUAAAUCUCCAAAUUCCAAAAUACCUAGAAAGGUGUUGCGUUAUUUUCCAUUAAAACCAAGGCUGCAAAGACUGUUUGUGAACAAAGAGAUUGCUCGGGAUAUGAGGUGGCAUAAGGAGAGACGUGUAGAUAAUGAGAACAUGAUGCGACACCCUGCUGAUUCAUUAGCUUGGAAGGAUUUUGAUAGAAAUCACAAGUCCUUCGCUGAAGAUCCUAGAAAUGUGAGGCUAGGACUUGCUAGUGAUGGCUUUAAUCCCUUUGGAACCAUGAGCAAUUCAUACAGUAUAUGGCCUGUUAUCCUUGUUCCUUACAAUCUACCUCCUUGGAAAUGCUUAAAAGAUCCAUUUUUUUUCCUAUCAAUGAUUAUUCCUGGUCCCAAAGCACCUGGAAAUGACAUUGACAUAUUCUUUAGACCACUAGUUGAUGAGUUAAAAGAGUUAUUUGCCACUGGUGUGGAGACAUAUGAUGCCUUCAGGGAGGAGAAGUUCAUGUUACGUGCAGCACUUUUGUGGACAAUAAACGAUUUUCCAGCAUAUGGCUAUUUGUCGGGAUGGAGUACAAAAGGGUACAAGGCAUGUCCUGUGUGCUUAGAUGAGACGACUAGUCUAUAUCUUAAUAAUGGUCACAAAUGUUGUUACAUGGGCCAUCGCCGUUUUCUACCUAUUGAUCAUAAAUGGCGUCGAGAAAAAAAACAAUUUAAUGGAGAAAGAGAACAUAGACAGCCUCCUAGGACCCUAUCAGGUGAGGAAGUCCUCCAACAACUUCUUCGUAUUGAGCAAGUUGAGUUUGGCAAGGCACCUGAUUUGCUGCAACAGAAGAAAAGAAAACGCGUGCAGAACAGUUCAAAUUGGAAGAAGAUGAGCAUAUUCUUUGAACUUCCAUAUUGGAGUACCAAUAAAAUUAGACAUAAUUUGGAUAUUAUGCACAUUGUCAAGAAUGUAUGUGAAUCUUUGGUAGGUACAUUAAUGAAUAUCCCUUCGAGAACUAAGGACACAUGGCAGGCUAGGGAGGAUUUAAAAGAAAUGGGAUUAAGGGAAGAGUUGCAUCUACAACCGGGAGGUGGCGUAUCUAAAGUUAUGUCACCUGCAUGUUACACUUUAUCACGCCUAGAGAAAAAGAAUUUCUGCCAGUUUUGA
This is a messenger RNA of Coffea eugenioides, 1863 nucleotides long. RefSeq lists its product as uncharacterized. The record is from RefSeq and is a predicted model, not a curated record. The transcript has a single exon. Lineage: Eukaryota; Viridiplantae; Streptophyta; Magnoliopsida; Gentianales; Rubiaceae. The coding region runs from base 1 to 1863 and encodes 620 amino acids.